Messenger RNA from Pelobates fuscus (common spadefoot toad), 699 nucleotides. RefSeq names its product immediate early response 3 interacting protein 1 (gene IER3IP1). The record is from RefSeq and is a predicted model, not a curated record. Gene Ontology annotation, cellular component: Golgi membrane; endoplasmic reticulum membrane; COPII-coated ER to Golgi transport vesicle. NCBI's taxonomy places the organism in Eukaryota, Metazoa, Chordata, Amphibia, Anura, Pelobatidae. Gene Ontology annotation, biological process: endoplasmic reticulum to Golgi vesicle-mediated transport. Bases 49 to 297 code for a protein of 82 amino acids. The transcript is spliced from 3 exons.
CUGUCCCAGCUGCUCUCUCUGCUGCCACGUCACACCGGUCGGCCAAACAUGGCGUUCACGCUGUACACCCUGCUCCAGGCCGCCCUGCUGUGUGUCAAUGCGGUGGCCGUGCUGCACGAGGAGCGCUUCCUGAGCAAAAUUGGAUGGGGAGCAGAUCACGGGAUUGGAGGAUUUGGAGAUGAACCAGGAAUCAAAUCUCAGCUGAUGAAUCUUGUACGAUCUGUACGAACAGUAAUGCGAGUGCCACUAAUUGUAGUCAACUCUGUAACCAUCGUGCUUCUGUUGCUGUUUGGCUAAACAAUUAAUUGUGGACCGGAUGAAGGAACAUCAACGGAAGAACAAAAAAAGCUAUAAGAUAUAAACAUCAGCUUUUAAAAUAGUAGCGUUCCUUAAUGGGGAGGGGGAGGGAGGCCUUAAAUAUGGAUGUGUUGAUGUGUAUGGAGGUACCUAUUGAUGCUAUGUACUCUUAACGAAGGGCAACGUCACAACUAUAUGGAACGCUCAGGCUAUCAUCGUCUUCGUUCAAUGCCCCACCAACAGAAAGACCAAACUAUACAUUCUGAUGAAUCUAGGACAGUUCUCUGUGGUUGAGCUGUAAUAAACAAUGGGUGUUAUGAUUUUGAACAUGUACAAUAAGAUUGUGUCAAGCACUCCAUUGAUUCAUAAGUGAGAGCCUGAAUAAAAUACAGAUCCAUGACA